GUAAGCUUUUUAGCCUCUAUCUGGGACUCAACAUAAUAAAUAUAUGCUAAAAUGGUCCCACCAGAUUCUGCAAUACAUUGAAUCUGCGACAACCCUCUCCCAUUGCUAUAUAACCACCAAGAAUACGGACACAGACAGAUCUUCAUUUUCCAAAGCUAAUAGAGGAGUUGUUCUUCGUGAUAUUCAGGAAAGUCUAAUUUGGUUUUAUGGGUGCCCAACUGUGUAUGUAAGUUCUCGACCCAGAUAAUUUGAUUUGCUUCUUUUGAUGAACCCAAUUGUUGAUCUUUUAUUUUUCAUCUUCUUUCUAUCAAUUCAAUUUUGGGUGAAUUUUGUCUGUAACAAGCUUUCUUUAUUUGGUUGAUCGUGACCACCUAUUAGUGGAUUCUAUCUCUCUCGAUAUAUAUUUAUAUAUAGAGAGAGUAUUGUGUGUAUAAUCUGAAUCUAUAUGGAAGAAGUGUUGCUUAAAUAAUUAUAUAGAUAGCUCCUGAAGGACCUCGAAUGCUAUAGGAGGGAAUUACUGGAAAUUUGUUUGGGGGUUUCUGAGCUGUAGGGUCCUAUUACAGUGGACAAUUGGCUUUUAAGGUAAAUAAGUCAUGGGUCUGAUUUGUAAGACAGACUUUCACAGGGCAAAAAUUUACUGUUGAACUAGGGAUUUUGAAGGAAAUGAGUUCAUGGGUUUGAUCUGAAUUGUAGUUUUUUAGCUAGAAAUGCAAGGGAAUUUAUCAUCAGGGAAUAUGAUUUCGGGCAGUGGUUCUUAUGGGGGCCUUGACUUGCAAGGUUCAAUGCGAGUUCAUCAUCAACAGCAACACCCAAUUCCACUCCAUCAACAUCAUCACCCUCUUCCUAGACAAGGGUCAAUGGUGAAUCCUUCGAUUCAUGAGGGUUUCCCCUUCCGAAAAGGGAGCAUGCAUGAUUGCGAUCAGACCAUUUCUUUGGCAGAUUACCCAAAGGGAGAAAGGGGGGAAAAUCCGGCAAGUGAUGAGGAUGAACCCAACUUUACAGAGGAUGCUUUUGAUGGUCAAAACGAUGCGAAUAAAGGGAAGAAGGGAUCACCAUGGCAACGUGUCAAGUGGACUGAUACGAUGGUUAGGCUUCUGGUUACAGCAGUCUCUUACAUUGGUGAGGAUGCUACAUCUGAAUAUGGCAAUGGGUCGAGAAGGAAAUAUGUUAAUUUACAGAAAAAAGGUAAAUGGAAAUCAGUUUCGAAGGUUAUGGCUGAAAGGGGCCAUUUUGUUUCACCUCAGCAGUGUGAGGAUAAAUUUAAUGACCUUAACAAAAGGUAUAAGAGGCUUAAUGAGAUCCUAGGAAGGGGAACUUCUUGUGAGGUUGUUGAGAGACCAGAACUUCUGGAUGUGAUGGAUCACGUAUCAGAGAAAGCAAAGGAGGAGGUCAGGAAAAUUCUAAGCUCGAAGCAUUUGUUCUAUGAAGAGAUGUGUUCUUACCAUAAUGGGAACCGAUUGCAUCUACCCCAUGAUCCUGAGUUGCAGCGUUCUUUGCGGUUGGCUCUUAGAAGUAGAGGUGAUAAUGAGAACAAUGAUGUGAGGAGGCAACCACAUGAUGAUUUUGACGAGGAUAAUCAAGAUGCAGAAGCUGAUGAUCGUGAUGAAUUUGAGGAGACUGCUAUACAUGAUGAUCGCAGGGGAAUGUAUGGGAUGCCUGGGGGCUCUGCAAAGAAGAUGAAGCAAUCCGAGGGUAACGAAAAUAUUAGUCUUGGGAAUGCCUUGACUACUCUGGGGUGUGACAAAAGUUCCAAUUCUUACCCACAAAAUACUCAUUUUGAUAUAAAUCAACUGUUACCUGAAGGGGUGAAAGCAAACCUUUUACAAAAGCAGCGGAUGGAACAUCGCUCACUUCAGUUAGAAGAGCAGAAACUACAAAUACAGGCACAGAUGUUAGAAUUGGAGAAAGAGCGGUUCAAAUGGCAGAGAUUCUGCAGUAAGAAAGACCAAGAGUUGGAAAUGAUGAGGAUGGAAAAUGAGAGGAUGAAGCUUGAGAAUGAGCGCAUAGCAUUGGAGUUGAAGCGGAAGGAGAUGGAUGCUGACCGUAACUGAAUGGCCAGUGUUGUCAAAAUUUGUUUCUUUUGUUUUUGAUUCUGUGUUCUUUGUUCCCAUCGAACCUUGUCCUAUUGCCAAUGCAGUAGCUUUGAUUAAUCAGCUGCAUGUGACUACAGCAGACGCGUUAAUACUUUUCUCGAAGGUCAUAGGAUGAGUCCAAGUGAACAUGCUGCUGCUGGUUCUGUUGUCGAGCAGGAUUUGCGUAUCAAGUUAAGUGUCAGAUGCAGGUGUCCCACGUUCAAAGUUUGCCAUUUCUAAACGUUCGCUGAAACAGCUCGGCCGUCUUUUUUAGCUUUUGAUGAUUUGUUGCAUGUCAUGUGGGAGGUUAGUUUUCUUGGCAAAAGGACAGUGUUCUGUGUUGCAACAUCCUUUUCUGGCUCAGGAACUGUGUUUCAUGUAUAAUUUAAAGACUUGUUUAUGCUUCUUUUUUUUGUCUCUCUUAUGAAGACCAAUUAAUGGUUUACAUAUUUCAUUCACUGACUAGAAAUGGAGCGCUAUUAAUUGUAUCCUGCAGCCUAAAA
Messenger RNA from Cornus florida, 2575 nucleotides. RefSeq lists its product as uncharacterized. The transcript is spliced from 2 exons. Lineage: Eukaryota; Viridiplantae; Streptophyta; Magnoliopsida; Cornales; Cornaceae. The record is from RefSeq and is a predicted model, not a curated record. The coding region runs from base 708 to 2051 and encodes 447 amino acids.